CAAUCACAAUAAGAGAAAAUCCGCCGGUGCUGAAAAUUAAAGUAAUACACAUAAAAUGCUGGAGGAGCUCAGAAGGCCAGACAGCGUCUGUGGGGAGAAAAAAAAGUAAACAGUGGAUGCUGCCCAGCCAGCUGGUGUUGGAAGAGGAGAAUUAACAAAUGGUGAAGCUUCAAAUGCAACAUCACCCCUCUGAAUUUCAUUGGGAUCUGAGUAUCAUCGUGUUAAUUGUGGAAGGACAAAAUGUAUGUCUAUGUUGCCACUGAGAAAACAUUUUAAAUAUCAAUGUGAUUGGAGAAGUUUCAGGACCACAGAAGAGUGUUCUAGUGCAGGCGUGGGGGAAGGAGUUUUAACAUUUACACUCCUGAGAAAACACUACCCACUGAAUGGAGAAAAGCCCUGUGUGUGUCACUGUGAUGUGAACUGAUCAUUCAUCAUGGAGAAACACAAAGAUACUUGCAGCAGGAAGAAGCCCUGGAAAUGUGGGGACUGUGGAAAGGGUUACAAUUCGCCUUCUCAGCUGGAAAUUCAUCGACGCAGUCACACUGGGGAGAGGCCCUUCAUCUGCCCAGAGUGUGGGAAGGGGUUUGCUCAGUCCGUCAGCCUCGUAGUGCACCAGCGGCUUCACACCAAUGAGAAACCAUUCAGUUGCUCUCAGUGUGGAAAGAAGUUCCGGUCUUCAUCCAACCUGAUUGAGCACCAACGAGUUCAUACCGGGGAGAAACCAUUCACCUGUUCUGAGUGUGGGAAGGGAUUCACUUGCUCUUCACAUCUCACUGAUCACAAGCGUCGUCACACAGGAGAGAAGCCAUUUGUCUGUUCUCUGUGUGGGAAAGGAUUCAAUAAAUCAUCUCACCAUCUUAGCCACCAGCGACUUCACACAACCGAGAGACCAUUCAUCUGCUCAGUUUGUGGAAAGGGAUUCACUAGUUCAUCUCAACUUCUGAUCCACCAACGAAUUCACACCAAAGAGAAGCCUUUCAGUUGCUCUGUGUGUGGGAAAUGCUUCACAUGCUCAACAAACCUCACUUCACACAGUCGUGUUCACAAUGAAAACAGGCCUUAUAAAUGUUCUGACUGUGAGAAGAGCUUUAAAACCAGAAGAGAUCUGAUGUACCACCAACGUACUCACACUGGGGAAAAGCCUUUCACUUGCACUGAAUGUGGAAAGGGCUUCGCUCGUACAUCCACCUUGCGAAAACACCAGAAAAUUCACCAGUGACUUGUGAGAAUGAAAUGUUUGCUUUGUUAGGAUGUCAGAUAUUAAUGUGUUGCUGAUUCAGGGUUAAGUUUAAGAAAGAGAAAGAAUAUAAUCGGUGUUUCUAAUUACAUUCCAAUGAGAUAAAUGAAUUUUAAAAAGGGUCAUUGUUUUGCUCAGGUAACAUGCACUUGUAAGUAAAUGAAUUCAGCUCACGAAUAAUUGUUAAAGAGAAAGGUGGAUGAUUAGUGGAUUAAAGCUGAGUAUAUCCACCUCUGAGUGUCACGCUUUUAAUUCAUUAACAAGGUAAAGAUCUUUAAAUGACCCAGUUCUGUUGUUAACAAGGUUAUAAACAGAACAAAUGUACAUUUUUCAAAUUCAGUGUGAGUGCUGAGGGCAGUCCUAGUGUUCUGGUAUGGAACUGGGGCUUUGGUGCAUCGCGUCCAAGCUGACCAUCGAACAUCCGUUUAUACUAAUUGCAUUUUUACUUUGCUGCAACCCCAUCUAAAGAGGGAGGGGAAGCAGCCAGAGGUCUUCAUAAAUAUCGGCACCAAAGACAGAGAUAGAAAAGGUGAGGAGAUCCUGAAGAGAGACCUUGGGUAGAAAGCUGAAAGGGAGAUCUGGGAAGAAAGCUGAAAUACAGGACCUCCAGGAUAGUCAUCUCUGGAUUGCUUCCCAUGCCACGUGUCAUUGAGGGUAAGAAUAGGUGAUUUGGCAGGUGAAUGCCUGGCUGAA
Mobula hypostoma (lesser devil ray) is the source of this 1930-nucleotide messenger RNA. RefSeq names its product zinc finger protein 239-like. The transcript is spliced from 2 exons. Gene Ontology annotation, molecular function: DNA-binding transcription repressor activity, RNA polymerase II-specific. Gene Ontology annotation, biological process: negative regulation of transcription by RNA polymerase II. Bases 434 to 1219 code for a protein of 261 amino acids. The record is from RefSeq and is a predicted model, not a curated record. Lineage: Eukaryota; Metazoa; Chordata; Chondrichthyes; Myliobatiformes; Myliobatidae.